Mucor mucedo is the source of this 1448-nucleotide messenger RNA. RefSeq names its product Metallo-dependent phosphatase-like protein. Bases 114 to 1265 code for a protein of 383 amino acids. Gene Ontology annotation, cellular component: cytoplasm. NCBI's taxonomy places the organism in Eukaryota, Fungi, Mucoromycota, Mucoromycetes, Mucorales, Mucoraceae. Gene Ontology annotation, biological process: polyphosphate catabolic process. The record is from RefSeq and is a predicted model, not a curated record. Gene Ontology annotation, molecular function: phosphatase activity; endopolyphosphatase activity. The transcript is spliced from 2 exons.
GGUCACUCAAAAGAUGAUAUAAAUCAUCCUAUUGUCCUGAUUUUUCUUCUUUAUUUCCCUUUUUUUUCUCUUUAUCCUUCUUUUUUCCUGAAAAAAAAAAUAAGAGACAUAGAAUGGCCAAUUUAUCACAAUCUAGUCUUGGUGAUAUUCAGGAAAAGGAUGUAGAACAACAAGUGACAUCUAGCCACCGAAAGCGCAAUAUAAUGAUCGGUGGAUUGGUGCUACUAGUGUCCGCAGUGAUAGCGAUUGCGAUCGCAGUCCCUGUGUCUCUGGCUCGUAAGAAUAGUAUAGAAACGAAUGCAAAUAUUGCUGCAGCUACCGAACGGGUAAAACAACAAAUAGCUGUGACAACAGUAGAUAUCGUACAACAAGAAGAAAUUGCCCUAAACAGUGCUAGUCUCGUUUCGGCUGAUCAACACUCCAUUCACCCGCCCAAAUAUGCGCAUGUGGUAUCGCCAUAUUCUAAUUUGACUAGAUUAAAGAUAUACAAGCCUGUGCCUGAGGCCCGUGUAUUUGUGAUGGGAGAUAUUCAUGGGUGCCUAAAAGAGAUGAACGAUUUGCUAAAAGUUAUUCAAUUUCAACCAAACAAAGAUGUAUUAAUAUUGGCAGGGGAUUUGGUCUUUCGGGGACCGGAUUCACUAGGUGUAAUUCGAAGAGCAAAUGAAUUAAACGCAUUAUGCGUACGAGGAAACCAUGACGACAAGGUGGUUCGGUUAAGAGGUUAUCAAAAUAAAUUCGGUAUCAAAUCCAUGUCAGAAACGGAGGAAAUCAUGCCAGAAGGAGACGUAGGUGAUCCAUUAAAAUUUGGUAAUAAGCACUUGGAAAUAGCAAGAAAUAUGAACGUGGACGAUUAUAAUUAUUUGGCUGGUUGCCCAUUGAUCCUGGAUAUACCCACUCUAGAAGCACGUGUGGUUCAUGGCGGUUUAGAUCCUCAUAUCUCUACUUUAACUGAUAACGAUCCUUGGUCUGUAAUGAAUAUGAGAGACGUGGAUGAGGAGCAUGAACCUUCCAAAUUAAAACUCACCAAAAUUGAUCCUGACGCUUCUAAUGUUCAUUGGACCACUGAAUAUCAACAAAAUGCUCCCAACAAAAACAUCACUGUCUUUUACGGACAUGACGCUUCUCGUGGUCUUCAAUUGGGAACUAAUACAAUCGGUGUAGAUAGUGGAUGUAUCUACGGAAGAAAACUUUCGGCUAUUAAUAUCAAAACUCACGAACUAUUUCAAGUUGAUUGUGUGGGUGAACAUGGCGAUGAUGAUGAAUAAAAAAAAAGAGGUGUGUUCGGACGGGUGUUCAAAUCGGCAUGAAUUUAGACACAAGCCCUUUUUUAACAAUAAAAAUAAUAAUAAUUCCACAAUGUGUGUUAUGUGUAUAAUGUGACUCCAUAUUCAUGUACUCGUGACAUCAACAAUUGAAGCUGUGUGUGAGUGUGAGUUUGCUCUUCCCCU